AGAACUUGCACUACGUUGAAACCUCUCUUGGGAUGUCAUCUUCUGAAACUACUUUUCCUAUCCCUUUCUCGAUUUACCGUUUCAUGGGAUCGCAUUCUAGCACGAGAACUCUUCGGCUGUGUCCUCUCACUCAAGAUCGCCGUGCUGCACAGCAAAUCUCACGCACUCGAUAUGUAUAGGUUGUAGCCGAUGGGAACCAUCACCUCAGGGGACAGUUGACGCUGGGAACUGUGACUCUGCCUUCGAUACUGGCCGCCUUACCCAUGUAUAUCUUGUGCGGCCGCUGUUCUGCCUACACCAAUCCCUGAUCCGGUUCCUGCCCACGACCGGCCGUAACCGCCACAUUUCGUCUGCUGCGACACGUAGCACAUGCCUAGAUUGAUAGACCCGCGGAGUACCUGCGCCGAUAUCUUUCUUUAAGAGCACCGGUGUGAUAUGCCUGCCUUGUCAUCUGAGCACAUCUACAUAUACUGGCUGUCUGUCAGAGGCUUGCUGUCGACGCUCCCCUCCGCUCUCGGAUACUCUGUCCCGGUCUUGCAACUAUCAAGAUGGCCUCUGCUGAGCAAGAAAUCCAGUUUAACACGGGGAAUACGCUUGGCGCGCUGCAAAUCGGCACCCUAAUAUCGUUCACGCUGUUUGGCGUGACAACAAGCCAGGUAUACACCUACUACAGCCGGUUUCCUGAGGAUGCAUGGCAUCUAAAAGCCCUGGUCGCUUUCACGUGGAUGUGCGAUCUCGCCCACGCGAUCUGCGUCGCAACUCUUCUGUACACGGAUGACAUUCUGGACUACCGACACCCGGAACGCUUCUUGCUGGCCCCGUCAAAGCUAUUCGGCGUGAUCAUCCUCUUCUCUGCCCUCAUUACGGCCGCUGUUCAAUCAUUCUUCUCCUUCCGCAUCUACCGCAUCUCCAAAAGAUCGGCUUUCCCGCUCUUCACUGCCAGCCUAACUUUCUUGAGGACAUUGGCUGCGAUUGGGCUGCUCUACGCCAUCAACCAUGUGGAUUCCUGGGCGCAGUUCUUGGCACGCUGGGACUGGCUCGGGACGUCUCUAUUCUGCAUCAGCGCUGCUAAUGACGUUAUCAUCACCAUGGGCAUGGUGUUCCUGCUCUUUCGGCGCCGGAGGAAAGCCCUCAAUCGGACCAUGGCGCAUCUCGAUAGAAUCAUCACGUGGACUAUUGAAACCGGGCUGAUGACAAGUGUAUUCACCCUGCUUGAACUGGCAUUCUUCCUGACCAUGCAGUCCAAUUGUGGGGUCCAUCCUCAUACGCUGCGUCUAUCGUCACUCACAUCCCCAUCCAUCAGACAUUUGGAUCGGUCUGUUAGUUAUCGGAGCGCGCUUAUUCUCUAUCUCUCUGCUCGCAAGUCUGAACUCGCGCUCGACCCUACGAAAGAUGAAUGAAGUCAACCUGACUGCGUGGAACUCAUUCGCGGUGCAAGGAGGAAGCCAAGAACGGAACCCAGUCGAGGAGCACACCGUUGAUCUGAACAGCCACGUUCUAGUAGAGCGCACAACCAAGGUUAUGGUGGAUCCAUAGGGCGAAUAUACAUAUACAUAAGUAUGGACAUAUAUGAGAUUAUUUACUGUAAAUGUGCAUACAUCAUCACAUCACCUCCACGCAGGGCGCCCAGUGCCCUUCCCCCUCAGAUCAACAACACUCCGCGCUCUCUUCAGCGGCUCCUUCUGCUGCUGCAUCGACUCGAAUCCCUUCACCAGAUCCUUCACACUCCCCCCGCUGCUAGUUCUUGGCCGCACAGAAACAGGCUUCUCA
Molecule: messenger RNA, 1770 nt
Organism: Mycena citricolor
Lineage: Eukaryota; Fungi; Basidiomycota; Agaricomycetes; Agaricales; Mycenaceae
Source: the annotation of a GenBank genome assembly